This is a messenger RNA of Schistosoma bovis, 4102 nucleotides long. The record is from the annotation of a GenBank genome assembly. Lineage: Eukaryota; Metazoa; Platyhelminthes; Trematoda; Strigeidida; Schistosomatidae.
GUUGCAUUGGCGGGAUUUCCGGAUGACAGUCACAUCGCGUGAUAAUGAGUAGUGUACAGAUGAAGAACGUGGACAAGGUACUGGAAGUGUCAUCCACUCCAAUACACUCUAGAGGAUGUAAUUCUGGCUAUGAGGAGCAAACGAAGGAUUCGCGUCUCAUAUUAUCAUCAGCUAAGAAAAGAUUGUCUAGUAAAUCAAACUCAGAAACCGGAAGCUUCGACUCAGCAUCAUAUACUGGAUCUAGUUCAGAUGAUGAUGAUGAAGAAAGUCAACAACGUGAAAAUCCAAAGGAACGUUAUUUGAAACCUGGACUUAGAGCUGUAAACUCUAGAGGAUUUAAUGAUUUCUGUGUUCAAAAAAUCCGUCAAGCUUCUUUUGGACGUAGAGAAAUUGAAAUAGCUGAACAAGAAAUGCCUGGUUUGAUGGCAUUAAGAAAGCGUGCUAAAACUGAUCAGCCAUUAAAAGGAGCCAAAAUUCUCGGUUGUACACACGUGACCGCGCAUACAGCUGUACUACUUGAAACAAUGGUAUGUCUUGGCGCUCAAGUUCGAUGGUGUGCUUGUAACAUAUAUUCAACACAGAAUGAAGUGGCAGCAGCGUUAGCUGAGUCCGGUGUUCCUAUUUAUGCAUGGAAAGGCGAAACUGAAGAGGAUUUCUGGUGGUGUAUUAAUCGUUGUAUAUCUGCUGAAGGUUGGAUACCCAAUGUAGUUUUGGAUGAUGGUGGGGACUUAACUCAUCAGCUGCAUAAAAAUUACAAGGAACUACUGUCUGGUAUAUGUGGAAUAGUUGAAGAAAGUGUGACAGGUGUUCAUCGUCUUUAUCAGUACGUGAAAUCUGGCACAUUGGGAGUGCCGGCUAUGAAUAUUAGCGACAGUAUAACAAAGUCAAAGUUCGAUAAUUUCUAUUUGUGCAAAGAAUCAAUUGUUGAUUCUCUUAAACGAACUACAGAUAUGAUGAUCAGUGGUAAGACUGUAUUGGUAUGCGGUUAUGGUGAAGUUGGGAAAGGUGUUUGUCAAGCGUUAAGAGGAUUAGGAGCUUUCGUUUGUAUUUCGGAAAUAGAUCCAAUCUGUGCACUUCAAGCUUGCAUGGAUGGUUAUCGUGUUGUAAAAAUCGACGAAGUUAUACGUUCAGUGGAUAUUGUGGUUACUUGCACCGGGAAUAAAGGUGUCAUUACUCGGGCCCAUAUGGAUCAAAUGAAAAAUGGUUGUGUCGUAUGCAAUAUGGGUCAUUCUAACACAGAAAUCGAUGUUCGAUCUCUUCAAACACCUGAUUUAACAUGGGAGCGUGUUCGAUCACAAGUGGAUCAUGUUAUUUGGAUGGAUGGUAAACGUAUUGUUCUUAUAGCUGAGGGUCGUUUGGCGAAUUUAAGCUGUUCAACUGUUCCAUCGAUUGUUGUCUCUGUUAGCGCCAGUACUCAAAUAUUAGCUUUGAUUGAAUUGUACAAUGCUCCUUCUGGUCGUUAUAAAAAUGAUGUGUAUUUAUUACCGAAAAAAAUGGGUAUUCUUCUUAUUGUCAAGUUUAAAUUAAAUUCUUAUUACAAAUUCUCUUUUCGAGAUCAUUUUUUAGGACAAAAGAAUCACUAGGCGUGGCCAAAUUUUCUUCUCUGCUAACCUUUUCGUGUUUUUUUCAUUCACUCUACAAGAUCAUCUCUUUGUUUUGUUUUCUCGGAUAAAUAAGAGUUGCUUUUUGUUGUAUAGGUUAACGUUUAUUCAUUAUUCCACUGUGUUAUUUAUUGAAAGGAGAAAAUGUGGAUAUAAAUCAGAAAGUCAUAAUAUAUAAUUUAGUAUUAAUUUUAGUUUGUCCUACUUCCUUGUUCCAUUUUUAUUUCACUUCACAAAGUUAUUAGGUUUUUGUUAUAUAAAUCCUAAAUGUUUCUCCAUUACUGGUGUACAAAGAUAUUUUAGGUUAAUUUUAUUAUUUUUUUGAUUGGAUAAAUUGUGUUGCUUUCUGAAUUCUUCACUGUGUUUGGCAAGCUUUAUUACAUGUCUUAAUCAACUCCGUCUACGAUGAUUCACCACACCUCAUCAACCGAUUUGUCAUGUUCACCUUAUAUUUACCUUAUACUUAACAUCAUCAUGGCUCAUUCUAUGAUCGCAACAUAUGAAAUAUUUUGAUCAAAUAGAAUGUAAUUAUUAAACCAACGACUGAGAUCAUUUGGUGGGAUUAACAAUAUAUCAUCUGAAAGGCUUGAAUAUAUGUUUUCUAUGUAUGAUAUUCAAUUCGCUUUUAACAUGCUUCACUAACAAUAGUAGACAAAAUUUUAUCAUGAUGGGUUCACCCAUCUAAACUCUAGUUUGUUUAAAACAUAUAAACAAAUAUAACCAGUUGUUUUUAUUCAUUGAAAGGAAAUAAAUAACAUGAACGAAGUUAAUUUAUCACAAGAUUCGUGAUUUUCUGAAAUGAAUCGGUUGAUGUAAUCGAACGUGAAAAAUGACUUUUGAUAUUUUUAUAUUUUAUCGUAUUAUCAUAAACGUGUGCUUUUUUGACCAAAUGACAUAAAUAACUUUGUGGAAGUCUGCACCAAGACUUUCAUUUCCAAUUGAAACUUAACCAUAUUUCAUCGAUUGCUUAGUAUUAACUCAAAAUUUCGGUUUUGUAUACAGUAACGAGGUUGUUGUUUUACUGCAAUUGGUAUUGUUGUAUUUUCUGAGCUAGAUGAUUUAGUUUACAGUGAUCUUAUUGUCGUUCUAGUCGAUAUUAUCAGUGCUUAGUUCAUAUAGAAGUGUAGACUGUUAUAAGAGUGUAUUAUUCUUCAUUGUUUUUUUGUGUUUUUUCUGUAAAUAUUGUCGUUAUUCUAAAAUAUCACGUUCCGAAAGUUCAUAGUUGUUAAUGUAGAUUGUAUUAAUUUAACCAUUUUUUUGUUAAUACUAUAGAUGAAUAUGUGGCAACAUUGCAUCUUCCAUUAUUCAAUGGUCGAAUAACUGAACUCACUGAUGAACAAGCUCGAUAUUUAGGUGUAAAUAAAACAGGACCAUUUAAACCGAGUAACUACAAAUACUAAACUUGUUCUCAUUCUUCGUUUCUCCUCAUGCACUGACUGCUGUUACAUUUAUUGGAAAAUGUCUUCCUGUUCAGCAUGUAUACGUUGUAUCCAUUUGAUUUUCGUAGAAAGUAUGGUAGAAUAUUACAUCUAAUGUACUCUAAAUAAAUAUGUUGAAGUAUGAAUUUCUCAUUCUCAUAACUUUCAAUUACAUUCCAAUAACUAUUGUGUAAAAGAGUUGCUUUGUAUUAAUCUAGUAUAUUUUCAUGUUUCACCAUUAAUUUAACGUAUGUCUUUCCUUGUUAAUCUUCUUUGUAGAUUUAGCGUUAAAAAAGAUCAUUUUUUAUUUUGAUUACAUAUAUUAGUUUGAUUCACCCUCACGGUAAUUCUAUUAUAUGCCUCAUAAAUACACUGAUAUAUUAAUGUUAUCGAAAUGCUAAUUAGCCUAGGGUUGUCUUCAAGUAUCACUCUGUGGUGACGCUGUUAUUUUUCCUCAUACUGAUUUCUGUGUCAUUAUGGCGUCCUGUAUCUUUGUUAAUGAAUCCUGUUGAAUCUAUCGGAAUAUUACGUAAUUAGUCGUGUUUUAACUAGUUUCUCUUAAUCAGACAAGCAUUAAUAAUUCAUUCAUUAUAAUUCUAAUUGAUUUGUCUUUACCAUGUAUUAUUUUUGUAUUCUUUUUCGUGAUUUCACCUCUUGCAAUUCUAUUUAACCAUUUACUUUCCUCAUUCAUAACAUACAGCGUUCUGUUUGACCUUGUGUAGAAUACAGAUAGUUAUUUAUAGUCUGUAUGUAUCGUCUAUAUGAUACUUGCACUGUUUUUUUUUAUAUUGAAUAUGAUAUGAUUCUACGCACAUUCGCAUCAAUUUUAUAAUGGCUGUGGUAAGGACUAGAUCUUUUUUGCUUGUAUCCACGUAUUCUUUAGACAUGUUACAAUAAAUAAUUCGACAUUCAGUAGUUUGCAGUGUAGAUUACUUUAUCUGAUAUUCAAAUGUUACUUACUUUAUGAACGGUUAUUUUGGAUAGGCUUUUGCGAAUCAAUGUUGAAUAUGUUUGACGAUCUACUGAUGUGUCCAUUAUACGUAACACUAAUGAGAGUUUGAUGAAAAGCCUGUGAUAGAACUC